This is a messenger RNA of Globicephala melas (long-finned pilot whale), 4624 nucleotides long. RefSeq names its product oxaloacetate tautomerase FAHD2A, mitochondrial. Gene Ontology annotation, molecular function: catalytic activity. The record is from RefSeq and is a predicted model, not a curated record. Lineage: Eukaryota; Metazoa; Chordata; Mammalia; Artiodactyla; Delphinidae.
GCUCCGCGGCAUGUGGGAUCUUCCCGGACCAGGGCACGAACCCGCGUCCCCUGCAUCUGCAGGCGGACUCUCAACCUCUGCGCCACCAGGGAAGCCCCUCUGCUGAUUUUUGAUGGUUCUUUAUAAUAUCCUAGAUAUGAGUUCUUUGUCAGAUACGUAGUUUGCAAAUCCUUUCUCCCAGUUUGUUGCUUGUUCUUUCAUACUCUUAGCAUCCUUUUGCAGAGCAGAAGCUUUUAAUUUUGAUUAAGUCUCCUUCAUCGAUCUUUUUCUUAUAUUAUGUUUUUGGUGAACGUCUAUGAAACUUUCACCAAGAUUAUUGAACUAGCCUUGCAUUCUUGGAAUAAAGCUCACUUAGUCAUGGUAGAGAAUUAUUUUUAUAUAUUGCUGAAUUAUAUUUGCUAAUGCUUUGUUUUGAAUCUAUGAGAGAUAUUGGUCUGUAGUUGUCUUUUUUUUAAUACUGUCUUUGUUUUUUGUUACCAGGGUAAUACCAGCUUCAUAAAAUGAAUUAAAGCAUUGUUCCUAGCUCUUCUAUUUUCUGGAAUAGAUUAGGUAGAAAUUGGUGUUUAUUUUUUAAAUAUUUGGUAGGAUUCUCCAGUGAAAUCAUCUGGGACUGGAUAGUUCUUUUUCAGGAGUUUUUAAACUACGGUUUAAAUUUCCUUAAUAGAUAUAGUGUUAUUCAAAUAAUCUAUUUCAUAUUGGGUGAAUUGUGAUAGACUGUAUUUCAAGGAAUUGGUCAAUUUCACUGAGGUUGUCAAAUUUAUGUGUGUAUACUUGUUUAUAGUGGCCUCUUAGUAUCUUUUUGAUGACUUCAGGGUCUAUAGUGAUAUCACCUGUUUCAUUCCUGAUAUUGGUAAUUUGUGUUUUCUUCUUUUUUCCUUUGUCAUUCUUGGUAGAAGUUUGUCAUUUCAUUGAUCGUUUCAAAGAAACAUCUUUGUGUUUCAUUGAUUUCCUCCACUAAUUUCUGGUUUCUAUUACAUCGAUUUUUUUGCUCUUUAUUAUUUCCUUCUUUCUGCUUGCUUUGGGUUUAUUUUGCUCUUCUUUUUCUAGGAGCUAGGAGGAGCUAAGCUUAUUGAUUUGAGAAUUUUCCUCUUUUCUAAAAUAAGAAUUUGGAGCUAUACAUUUCCUUCUGAGUACUGUCUUCGCUGUGCCCCACAAAUUUUGAUAUGCUACCUUUCCUUUUCAUUAAGUCAGCCUCCAUGACACCCAGGGAGGAGAGGAUCCUUGUUACUGCCCAGCAGGGUGGGAGCUUCAGCUCCCCACAUGGCCCCCACUGUGGAGGGUGACCUUGCUACUGCCCAGCAGGGAGGACAGUUCAGGCUCCCCACUUUCCCUUCUCUGAUCCACCCCUCUCACCACUCUGACAUAGGGGAAGGGUUGAGGCACUGCAUUACAGCCUGGCAAGGGUGAAAAUCUAGGCUCCCUACUCUGCCUUGCUGGUGGGCAUGGGACCACAGUUUUUUUCUGCGUCGUCUGGCUGGAGUACAGCAGUUAUUGUCUAAAUUUUCUGUUUUGCUAGGCGGUCCCUUUCCUGGUUCUUUGACUCAAGAGCAGGAUUUUCUUGGGGCUUUUUGUGUCUGCACCCACUGGCCUUUCCAGGCUGCCAGCUUCCUCAGGACCAAGUCUGGAUACAUGAGAAAAAAGAACCCAGAGAACUCACUGCUGCAUCAUCUUGCUGGUGUGCAGACCCCAGGCCAGUCUGCCUUCUCAUCUCCUUUUCAGAGUCUUAUGUUUGCCUCGUACAGGCUUUUAGCUGUACUUAGCAGGAGGAAUAGGAACAAGUGUUUCUCCAUUAUUCUGGAUACAGACGUCCUCUGGCUGAUUUUAAGAUUUUCCCUUUUCAUCACUAGUAUUGAACACCUUGAUUAUGCUAUGCCAUGGUGUAGUUUUCCUCAUGUGUUUUGUGCUUGGGGGUUACUGAGAUUCUUGGAUAGUGGGUUUAUAGUUUUCAUCAAGUUUAGAAAAGUCUUGGCCAUUAUUUCUUCAAAUAUAUUUUUUUUCUGUUUCCCCUUCCCUCUCCUCUACUUUAGGAAUACAGUUACACAUGUAUUAAGUGGUUUGGAUUUUCCCCACAGCUCACUGAUGGUCUUUUCAGCAUGUUUAAAUCGUAUGGUACUCGAUUUCACUUGGGAUACUUCCUAGUGCUAUGUUUUCCCUUUUUUAAGAAAAAAGUUUGCUGGAAACACUUCUUUGGGGGAGGAGACACCACACUUCUCAAUUAAGAGAAACAUUUUUACAGUCCGGAGAUUUUUUUUUUUUUAAUACCUAUUAUGCCAAGAAUUUAUAGGGAAUGGGUUCCAACAGCUCAGGCUCCUUUCCACGGUUCUCACAGGUGCAGAACCAAUGGCUGCAUUUCUCCGGGUGGAGCCGCCUGGGUUUCAGUUGAGCCCAAGUACCUUUUGCUCUGGCUGCCUUCUUUUUUCUGAUCAUUUUCCUUCACAUGUUUCAGGAAGCUAUCUCAGCUCCUAGAGUGCUUAACAUGCUCAAUAUGUACAUUAAUUUUCUUGGCAAGAUUCUUGCCCUUGUUUGUUUGCAACAAUGCUGGCAGCAUGUUGGGAACACACCAUAGACUCUUCCAGUUUUGCCGUGGGAACAGCGGUGGGCUUUUCUUUUUGAGUAGUGCCAAUCCCCUUGAUGUCAACAUCACCUUUCUUGUAGAUUCACAUGUAUGUGGCCAAAGGAACAACUCCAUGUCUUCUAAAAGGCCUAGAGAACAUUUAUCUAUCGGAGCCUCUCCUCUUUCCUUUUGUGUUGGUCAUUUCGGCAAAUUAUCAGAAGAUAGAGGUACCAGCCCAAAAGCUAGAGCUAUGUUUCCAAAUUCACUAACCUUUUCUUCUGCAGUGUUGAAUCUACCAUUAAUCCAUCUAGUGUAUUUUUCAUCUCAGAUAUUGCAGUUUACAUCAAUAGAAGUUUGGUUUGGGUCUUUUUUUUUUUUUAACUCCCCUGUCUCUACUUUUUUUUUUUAAUAUUUAUUUUGGCUGCGCCGGGUCUUAUUUGCACAUGCAGGAUCUUUGUUAAGGCAUGCAGGAUCUUUAGUUGCGGCAUGCGGGAUCUAGUUCCCUGACCAGGGAUCGAACCUGGGUCCCCUGCAUUGGGAGCAUGGAGUUUUAACCACUGGACCACCGGGGAAGUCCCUCUACUUAACAUUUGAACACACAGAGUACAGUUAUAAAAAACUGUUAUAAUGUCCUUGUCGGUUAAUCCUAACAUCUGUCAGUUUUGAGUUGGAUUAAAUUGCUUUACUAUUCUGAGUCAUGUUUUCCUGCUUCUUUCCAAGCUGGGUAAUCUUGUUUUUUUUUUUUUUUUGCAGUACGCGGGCCUCUCACUGCUGUGGCCUCUCCCAUUGCGGAGCACAGGCUCCGGACGCGCAGGAUGUGCAGGCUCAGCAGCCAUGGUUCACGGGCCCAGCCGCUCCGCGGCAUGUGGGAUCUUCCCGGACCCAGGCACGAACUCGUGUCCCCUGCAUAGGCAGGCAGACUCUCAACCACUGCGCCACCAGGGAAGCCCAAGCUGGGCUCCGAUGCUGGUCUCUGGUAGAAGAAGGUGGCUCACGGCUCUGCUGCAGGCUCAGCGUUGGCCCUUUCAACCCUCCAGAGACAUGAGAUUGGUGCAGUUCCGGGCACCCCACCUGACGGGACCUCAUCUGGGCCUGGAGUCAGGGAAUGGUGGAGGUGUCAUCAACCUCAGCGCCUUUGACCCCACACUGCCCAAGACGAUGAUAGAGUUCCUGGGGCAGGGAGAGGCCGCUCUCUCAGUGGCAAAGAGAGCCCUGGCUGCCCAGUUGCCAGUCCUACCACGGUCAGAAGUGACAUUCCUGGCUCCAGUUACACGGCCAGACAAGGUGGUGUGCGUGGGCAUGAACUAUGUGGACCACUGCAAAGAGCAGAACGUGCCUGUGCCCAAGGAGCCCAUCAUCUUCAGCAAGUUUUCCAGCUCCAUCGUGGGGCCCUACGACGAGGUCGUCCUCCCUCCUGAGAGUCAGGAGGUGGACUGGGAGGUGGAGCUGGCUGUGGUCAUUGGAAAGAAAGGCAAGCACAUCAAGGCCGCAGAUGCCAUGGCCCAUGUGGCUGGCUUCACUGUGGCACAUGACGUGACUGCUCGUGACUGGCAAAUGAGACGCAAUGGAAAGCAGUGGCUGCUGGGAAAAACCUUUGACACCUUCUGCCCCCUGGGCCCUGCCUUGGUGACCAAGGACAGUGUAGCAGAUCCACACAACUUAAAGAUCUGCUGCCGAGUGAAUGGGGAGGUGGUCCAGAGUAGCAGCACCAACCAGAUGGUGUUUAAGACAGAAGAGCUAAUAGCCUGGGUCUCCCAGUUCGUCACUCUUUUCCCAGGGGACGUCAUCCUGACCGGGACCCCCCCAGGUGUUGGUGUAUUCAGAAAACCUCCUGUCUUUCUCAAGAAGGGCGAUGAAGUCCAGUGUGAGAUCGAGGAACUAGGUGUCAUCGUCAACAAGGUGGUGUGACGGGCUCUACCGCGGGCCGUGGACUUGAGGUGGGGGCAUCCGUUCCCACUGAGCCCAGCACAGGAAGAGGCGCAGUGCCAGCCCCCGAGUAGCUCCUCUUCCAGGUAGACGGGGAGGAGAUGGUGCUCUCCUCCUCAAUAAACUUCUUUUUGGCUUCCUUUA